UCUGUUCAUUGAAUCCCCUUCCCGCACACUCAGUCUCUGCACAGACUUCACAGGUAAAGAAGAUUUCAUUUCUUUUUUCCUAAAAUGGAUUCCCUCCCAACAUUUCCCAUCCAAUUCCAUUCCACAAAAAUUAUUUGCCCUUUUUAGCACUCAAAGAAUCUAUUCAUAUCUCUCACAUGCACACAUAUUGCAAAUAGGGCUAUAAUAUAUAAUCAUCUCUUUACUGUCAUUUCUCUUUAGGCCUUAGGGUUUCCCUCUGGUUCUCUCCUCCCUUCUCCUCUCCUCUCACAUCAAAUAAAUUGAACAACACCGAUCAACUUUUUGUUUAUCCUUUUCCCCUCCACAACCCCAACAAGAUUUUGAUUCCUGUCUAGAAAAAAAAACUCUCUUUUAUCCUUGUAGCAUCUUUCAUUUCACUAUUUAUUUUACCCACUUCUUGCAUCUCCCCCACCAACAACACACCCAAAAAAAUAAUAAUCAAGAACCAUGAAGGUUCACCCAUUACCCAAGAAAAGAAACAUUACCAUCCAAUUCUACCCAUUAACAUCUUCUGCAGGUGGGUUCCAAAACAAGAAACUUAGGAGGCUACCCCACAUAUUCAGCCGGAUCUUGGAACUGCCCUUCCGGUCAGAUGCUGAUGUGUCGAUCGAGGAAAAUCCCGAUUGUUUCCGAUUUGUAGCUGAAACUGAUGAUAACAUUGGUGAUAUGAGGGCCCACACAGUUGAAAUCCAUCCUGGAGUCAUUAAAAUUGUGAUUAGGCCAAAUGGGUAUCUUGAAUUAUCGCCACUUGACGAUUUAGAGUUGGAUAUGUGGAGAUUCCGUUUACCGGAAACCACCAGGCCGGAGCUCGCGAGUGCGGUUCUUGCUGACGGAGAGUUGAUUGUGACGGUGCCAAAAGGAGAGGGGGAGGGGGGGGAAGGGAAUGGUAAUAAUAACAACGGGGAGUUUAGAGGAGGUAUGGGAAAUAACAAUAAUAAUGCUAGGCUUGUGCUUGUACAGUGAUAUGGUAAUGAUAAAAUUUACUGCUCUCUAGCUGUCUUUUUUUUUUUUUUAAUUUAAAUGAAUGAUGUUGUGGGAGUUAGUUUUUUUUUUCUUUUUUGUCUUGUAAGGUUGGUGAUUGGGAACAGGAUAUGUAUGCUCACUCUUGUUAUUGACGAUCAAUGAAUCAAGGUUUCUCCUUUUUCUGGUCA
Molecule: messenger RNA, 1190 nt
Organism: Populus nigra (black poplar)
Lineage: Eukaryota; Viridiplantae; Streptophyta; Magnoliopsida; Malpighiales; Salicaceae
Exons: 1
Coding region: 487-1002 (171 amino acids)
Source: RefSeq, a predicted model, not a curated record